This is a messenger RNA of Calypte anna (Anna's hummingbird), 1249 nucleotides long. It is a transcript of the gene CDCA8, whose product is annotated as cell division cycle associated 8. The record is from RefSeq and is a predicted model, not a curated record. Gene Ontology annotation, cellular component: chromosome passenger complex; chromosome, centromeric region; spindle midzone. NCBI's taxonomy places the organism in Eukaryota, Metazoa, Chordata, Aves, Apodiformes, Trochilidae. The coding region runs from base 100 to 1005 and encodes 301 amino acids. Gene Ontology annotation, biological process: mitotic sister chromatid segregation. The transcript has 11 exons.
CCGGCCCGCGGCCGUUGGAUUUAAACUCUCGGCGGGAGGCGACGCUCUGGAUACCGAACCGACACCGAUACCAGCACCAGUACUGGAAGCACCAUCCCCAUGGCUCCCGCACGGAAAAAGGCUGCCUCGAGUGCACGCAGCAGGAAGCUCGCGGCGUUCCUGAAGGAUUUUGACCGCGAAGUGAAGAGGCGGAUCGAGCAGCUGCGGAGUGACGGGGAGCGCUUGGUCAAGGAGCUGGAGAACCUGUACGACAUGGAGCUCCUGCGGCUGCCCGUGGCAGUCCGAGAGGUCAACUGGCUGGACUACUUCGUGAGAGGAGGAAACAAAACGGUUCUGGAAGAGGCUGCAACGGCAGACUUGGAAAUAACAGAAAUAAAAAAGUUAGCAGCAGAAGCUAUCCAGACUCCUUUAAAAGUCCUCAAGAAAGUGGAAAAAUCUAAACAGAUCGAUGAAGUCAUUGAAGAAGAGGCAGAUCCUCCUCUGCUUCCACGAGCAAAGAAAGCAAAGCAUGAAAGUCAGUGUUCUCCAGAGCUAGAGGCUGAAAACACCCAAACAAGAACUGGGAAGGUGAAGGCAUCCACUAAAAAAGUGCCUGUGUCCAGGAGCAGGCGGCUGCCGUCAGCAAGAGUGAAGCGCAUGAGCACGAGAUCAAGCAAAACCAACUUCAUCACUCCAGCUAAUGGCAGAGCUGUUGAUCUCUGUGCUCGGGGAGGCACCUCCAUGGUCACACCCAGGUUUGAUUCCAGAAUUUUCAAGACCCCAGGUCUGCGCACCCCCGCGGUGAACGAGCGUGUUUACACCAUCUCUGCCAAUGGCAGCCCCCUGGCUGACAGCAAGGACAUCUUCAUCACUGUCCCUGUUGGAGGAGGGGAGAGCAUUCGUUUAGCAGCAAGUGAUUUGACCAGGAAGAAUCUUCUUCAUCUGAAUGCAGAAGCCCGAGGAGUUAUGAAGCAGCUAUCAGUUCGUCUUGCACAAGCUUGCAGUGGUGCAAAAACCCAGAAAUGAAACCUGGUGCUUAGAAGACACCUCAGACAUUCCUACAUCUCAGGACAGGACCUGAGAUACCCAAAAGCAAGUUACUGAUGCCUGGGACUAAAUGGAAACCUCCCUCUGCAGUUCAGGAUGCUGCCAUCAGUAGCAAUCCCUCUGUUUUUAUGGUAGCCAUGACAUUUGUAACAGUCCUUGAGAGUUUUAUAGUCAGCUCGUGCAUUUUACUGGUUUGAAAGAAAUAAAAGAUGACAAAUCCUUU